AUGCUUGACAACAGCCAGCGAUGGCAAUAUGUCUUUGCUUUUCCAAUGGACUUCAAGAGUGACCACUGGUCUUCUCCGGCCUUUGAGCCCAACGAAGCAUGGGACAGGAUCUUUACGCGUUUGGAUGGAACUGCCGAGAUGACGUUCUCAACAGGAACUACAAACAAGCAGUUUCAUCAAGCUGUAUUAGAUGAACUCGUCAAAAUUCUGACCGGUCCAUGGUGCGGCUUCGAAGUUGGCAAGUACAGGACUAUCGACGAGGACGAGCUUUUCCUUCUUGUCAGCCUGGAGGAUGAAGAGGCCAUCAAAGCCAUUGCCGAAAAGGAGGAGUUUCCUGCCAUGCUCCGCCAUGAUGUCGUUUACAAGGAUCUGACUUGCGCGACAGACGAGUCGACAGGCCGAGAUCGAUUCCGUGUCCGUGACUUUGGUGAGUUCCUCGAUGGCAAGAGGCAUACAAACAGAUAUCCUGGUCAUGUUAGAUAUAGUGCCGAAGUGGACGAGGUCUGUGAGGACUUCUAUACGGCUGAUCAUAUACGCCUUGCGCGGCAUCGCAUCCGCAGAUUUGUGCGCUUGCAAUCGCUGGUCUCAGAAGGCGUGGUGAACCAGUACUUCUGUGUCCAUCACUGGACAGACUUGCAGUUCUUCUACCAGGUGCAGCGCUGGAAUGAUCCGUGCAACCUCCUGCAGUGGCCGGCAGAGCACCUCCCUGACAGUAUUCAGCAGUACUUCGGAGCAGACCUGUCAUUCUUCUUUCAUUGGUUCAACGCCUACACGUCGCGUUUGCUCGUUGCAACGCUGGGUGUUCGACCUUGCAACCAGCUCGAGGCGGUUUUUAUUCUGGCCGGCUCUGCUGUCCACGCCGAUCCUGGCUCAGGCAAAGUCUCGGAUUUGCGGGAGUUUUUUCCUGCCAUUUACACUGCGAGAAGCUCGAGACGGUUCGCUGGGGAGAGCAGCUUGGACGAUAGGUAUGUGGCAUUCUCCAUCUUUCUGGGAGUCUGGUCCACCACCUUCCUGGCAAGGUACAAGCAUAUGAAGAACCUGAAGGUCCUCAAGUGGGGCAUGAAGCACCACGAUCGAGAAUUCGCCGAAAUCCGCAGGCAGUUUCGCGACGACUACAGAGACAGCUGGGGAGAGUAUUUUCAGCAACUCUUGCACUGGAUUCUCUGUGUCGCCUUCAUGGCCGAAACAGUUUUCUUCACACUAUUUGUCAGCCAACUGCGGAUACAAGCUCGGGUAGAUCCGAUGGGGCGAUCCUAUGGAAUCCGGCACCAACACCUACAGGCAUACGGAAAGUACAUGAUCACUGCCAACAUCAAAAUUGUCGAUUAUCUCUGGACGAACCUGUCCACAUACCUGUCCAAGAACGAGAAUUGGAGGACACCAGGAGAGCUGCGCAACAAGGCUACAGAGAAGCUGUUUGCUGUUAAGUUCGUUGUUUACUACUACCCCUUCCUCUACACGAUUUUCAUCAAACCUGCGAUUUAUGACAUCGACAUCCAGCCAUGCUUCAAGGCAUUGAGCAGCGAUCUGCGACUCUUUUUCUUCACGCAGAUCGUUAUGGAGGUCAUAUUUCUCUUCGUGUCUCUGCUUACUUCCUGGCUCAAGGUUGCUUCCGAACGAAGGCGAUUUGCCAACAAGGAGUAUUCGUACUUAGAAUAUCAGGCCAAAUGUCCUGAGUAUUCAGAUGAAGACUUGAUGUCGGAUGUGCAGCUUCAGGUGAUUAACUACGGGUUCUUAGUGAUGUUUGGAGUCUGUUUGCCAUAUGUGUGCUGUAUUUGCUUCUGUGUGAACUUUCUGUUCAAGCGCAUCCUUGCGUACAAGGUCUCGUACAUCUACCAGAGGCCGAGCCCUUUCGGAGCAGAAGGAUUUGGUGCUGAGGACAUCAUAACCCUUCUGUCGUGGAUCGGUGUGAUUUUCAACACCUUCUUGGUGAUCUUCGUGUCGCCGCUCUGUGGUGACAUGAGCUUGCACCCGAGCUCUUCUUCGAGCGGUAUUCUUUCAAAGCUCUAG
Messenger RNA from Symbiodinium necroappetens, 2010 nucleotides. Lineage: Eukaryota; Dinophyceae; Suessiales; Symbiodiniaceae. The record is from the annotation of a GenBank genome assembly.